Messenger RNA from Drosophila melanogaster (fruit fly), 1179 nucleotides. RefSeq names its product tetraspanin 42A (gene Tsp42A). The transcript has 3 exons. The record is from RefSeq and is marked reviewed. Bases 61 to 774 code for a protein of 237 amino acids. Gene Ontology annotation, cellular component: membrane. NCBI's taxonomy places the organism in Eukaryota, Metazoa, Arthropoda, Insecta, Diptera, Drosophilidae.
AGGAAUUCGUGUUGCGCAACUGACGCGGCGCUUUCAUCAACUGGAGCCUAACCCGGCGAAAUGGCUAAUCCGUUUCGCUGGUGUCGAGUGUCGCACGACUGCGUGUUCCAGAUUAAUGUGGUUCUGGUGGUGGUCGGAGUGAUCUUUCUGCUUGACGUGCUCAGCCACCUUUAUCUGAAGGCGGUCAUGUUUCCAGGCCUUCGUCUAUACCCGGUAGCCUUGCGCCCCUGGCUCUUUUGGGUGCGCGCUUUGACAAUGGUUGCCUACAUUUUGAACGCUGUUCUUGGGAUUCACAUGGCCCGACAACCCACCGUCUUGAAGUACGCUGGCUAUAUGCUCGUUGGAAGCGUGGUGUUGCUGUACACAAUAAGCAUCGGAGUGACUCGCUUCAUGUACCGCAAAAGAUUCGAGUUCUUUGCCGAGAUGCUGGUGCUGCAGAUGUGGGUGAGAGAUAGACUUGGCAAGGUUGAAGUAGAGUUCGAGUGCUGCGGAAGGUCCAGCGUAGUUGACUACCAGACAGCAUCGAGCAACCGCACCUGGCCCAUUGGCUCUUGCUGCGGGAAGCAGAACUGCACCGGCUGCACUGCGAAGCUUAGCCAGUACCUGUGGACUAUCGAGAUGGAUGUGGCAAGGGAUAAUAUUAUCGUAUCCGUUCUCUUGUUUGUGGCGAUGAUCGUCAUGGUUUUACACUUUAAAGAUGUGCAAUCGCUCGACGACACUAGUGAUGUGGAUGAGUCUUCAGAACUGGUAGACGACUCGGACGCCAAAGAAUAAGCCCCAUCCCAUCUAGUCGUGCCGGUCCCAAUUGCUUUUAUAUGGUCCCCCUCAUUCAAGUACAUAAAUACUAUUUUGAAUGUGAUAUUACCCAUGCCUUUAGGGCAUAUACAGUGUAUAUUUAUUUUUUUGCGACAAAGGUCGCCUGACCUAAACCGAAAUGAAGGACUCAAGGUAGGUUAGGAUGGUAUUUUGCAACGCAAUUUCUCAUGAAAGGGCGUAAGAGUGGAGAUAGGAAAUCGAUAGAAAGUGACAGUUCAAAAUAUUAUAAAGAACAAGAGAGAAUGCUGUAGUCGAGUUUCCCGACUAUCAGUUACGUGUUACUCAGCUGGAAGUGGGAAGGAGAAAUUUAAAUUUUUUGGAUUAUCGGUAGAAAUAGGGAAAAAAUAGUAAUAAAUAAUGAAC